Engraulis encrasicolus (European anchovy) is the source of this 2152-nucleotide messenger RNA. It is a transcript of the gene prdm12b, whose product is annotated as PR domain containing 12b. Gene Ontology annotation, biological process: regulation of gene expression; neurogenesis. The coding region runs from base 1 to 1161 and encodes 386 amino acids. Lineage: Eukaryota; Metazoa; Chordata; Actinopteri; Clupeiformes; Engraulidae. The transcript is spliced from 5 exons. The record is from RefSeq and is a predicted model, not a curated record. Gene Ontology annotation, molecular function: histone methyltransferase binding. Gene Ontology annotation, cellular component: nucleus.
AUGGGUUCUGUGUUACCUGCCGAAGCCUUGGUGCUGAAGUCGGGAUUUAAGCAUCAGACAUUCUCCCUGUCAGAGAUCAUCACGUCGGACAUUCUCCACAGCUUCCUUUACGGCCGCUGGAGGAACGUGCUCGGAGAGAACCUGCUCGAGGACAAGAGUAGCCCCCCGUGCCCAAAAACCGCCUUCACUGCAGAGGUGCUCGCGCAGUCUUUUUCUGGAGAGGUGCAGAAGUUGUCUAGCCUGGUGCUUCCCAGCGAGGUGAUCAUCGCCCAGAGCUCCAUCCCGGGCGAAGGCCUGGGCAUCUUCUCCAAGAGCUGGAUCAAGGCCGGCACGGAGAUGGGCCCCUUCACGGGCCGGGUCAUCUCCCCAGAACACGUGGACCUCUUCAAGAACAACAACCUCAUGUGGGAGGUGUUUAACGAGGACGGCACGGUGCGCUACUUCAUCGAUGCCAGCCAGGAGGACCAGCGCAGCUGGAUGACCUACAUCAAGUGCGCCCGCAACGAGCAGGAGCAGAACCUGGAGGUGGUGCAGAUCGGCAGCAGCAUCUUCUACAAGGCCGUGGAGACUAUUCCUCCAGACCAGGAGCUACUGGUGUGGUACAGCAACUCACACAACACCUUCCUCGGCAUCCCGGGAGUGCCGGGCAUUGAGGAAGAGCCCCACAAAAAGAACAAAAACGACGACCUGCUGUGUGACGCCUCGGCCGCCGCCCUGGCCUCGGCCAGCCGCAUGCGCUGCGUCAUCUGCCACCGCGGCUUCAACUCGCGCAGCAACCUGCGCUCGCACAUGCGCAUCCACACGCUGGACAAGCCCUUCGUCUGCCGCUUCUGCAACCGCCGCUUCAGCCAGUCCUCCACGCUUCGCAACCACGUGCGCCUGCACACAGGCGAGCGGCCCUACAAGUGCCACGUCUGCCAGAGCGCCUACUCGCAGCUGGCCGGCCUGCGCGCCCACCAGAAGAGCGCCCGCCACCGGCCCCCGGGGGGCGCCGCUGCCAACGCCGUCAACGGGGCCGUGGUGAUGGGCCUGCAGACGCACUCCCACUCGCACUCGCACUCGCACUCGCACUCCCCUCCUCCCAAUCACCCGCCUCAGAUGCCGCCUCAGAUGCCCCAUCCGGCCUCCCUGGUGCACCACAUCCCCACCAUGGUGCUCUAGGUGGCACCUUGAACACACCAAAAUGUGCUGAAGCACACACACUUACAGACAGACUUGUGCAUACGCACAUCUACGUAUGCACACACAUACAGACACAGAGAGACAGAGAGAGAGAGAGAGAAAGAGACACACACUUGCAUGCACAUACACUUUCUGGUACUUUUGGACAAGCCCACACUUUGGAGAAAGCUGUGCAGCUUUUUAUCAUUUUAAAGCAGUCUAUCUAUUUAGAGUUAUUUAAUCAGGACUCCUUAUCAAUGAAGGAGAUCCUACUGUAAGAUGAAGGAACUUCUUGGUCAGGUACACCCUAAUUUACUUCCUGGUUUCCCAUGAUUCAUGUACAGUAUUGCUCUCCCCACACCUUUAUACACACCCCAUACACAUCUUUGGGCCAUAGUGUCAUCUUAUAGUAUAUGUUUACCAUGUAGUCUUUGGAUUUGAUAUUCAGGUUUUCAGAAUAUUAUUACAACAUAUGCAUGAAGAGACAUAUGUAGAAAGAUAGCACCAACUUGAUAGCAUUAUAUUCUCGAUUUACUCAUGUUUGCAUGUCAUCGGCACAAAAAACACUCCUUUCUCUGAGGAAGGAAGUCAUUUCUGCAAAAUCUAUUUAAUCCAUAAGUAUUUAUGAGGCAUCAGGUUGUUGAAGCAGAGACUUGUGUGAAGAACAGCCACUGUGACCCGACCUGCUUGUACGGUUACUAUCGGUACCCUUCCUGGCUUUUUCACAGGACAAAAAUGCCAUUCCCAGGAGGAAUGGGACCCCCUCUAGUGACAGUUUUGUGUCAUUACCUCCCAGUCAGGGACCAUAGAGAUUGUUCCUAUGUACUAUGUAAAUAAUCUAUAAAGAUUAUGUAAAAUUAUUUGUAAAUAUUAAUUUUAAAAAGAUGUGUUCCACUUCCUAAAUGCUGAGCAGUCACUUUAUCUGUGUAUGUAUGUUUGUAAAACUUUGAAGUCAGAUGACAAAUUCUUGAUCUAUUAUAUGAAGUAAACU